ACUUAAAAAAAAAAGAGCAUACUUCUUUUGCUCUACUUAUUCCUAGUGGAAUCCCAGGGAUGUGCUAACUUACGGGCCAAUUGAGCGUAUGUCAGAAAUCUUGUAAAAUCACAUGCACACUAAAACAACAAAUAAAUACACAAUGUCUUAGAGAGAGGUGAGUCAUGCCAGGUGUUUCUACCUCUAAAAUCUUUAGGAGCCUACUUUCUCUGGAUAUAACCCAGAAGAUGAGAACAUCUACCUCUGGUGGCCAUCACCAUCUGAUGGAGGGAAGGCAGACACCAGUUCAGGCACAUGUUCUUAAUUGUGAAAAUCCCAUGAAAGAGAGAAAGUCUAUGAUUGCAGUGAGCUUCAUAGCAGCGUUCCUCUUCCUGCUGGUUGUGCGCCUUGUAAAUGAAGUGAAUUUCCCACUGCUGCUAAACUGCUUUGGACAGGCUGGCACAAAAUGGAUACCAUUCUCCUACACAUAUAGGCGGCCCCUUCGAACUCACUAUGGAUACAUAAAUGUGAGAACACAAGAGCCCUUGCAACUGGACUGUGACCUCUGCGCCAUAGUGUCAAACUCAGGUCAGAUGGCUGGCCAGAAGGUGGGGAAUGAGAUAGACCAGUCAUCCUGCAUUUGGAGAAUGAACAAUGCCCCCACCAAGGGCUAUGAAGAAGAUGUUGGCCGCAUGACAAUGAUUCGAGUUGUGUCCCAUACCAGUGUUCCUCUUUUGCUAAAAAAUCCUGACUAUUUUUUCAAGGAAGCAAACGCUACUAUCUACGUUAUUUGGGGCCCUUUCCGCAAUAUGAGGAAAGACGGCAAUGGCAUUGUUUACAACAUGUUGAAAAAGACUGUUGACAUCUACCCGAAUGCCCAAAUUUACGUGACCACAGAGAAGCGCAUGAGUUACUGUGAUGGCAUUUUUAAGAAGGAAACUGGGAAAGACAGGAGUACCUGACAACCACUUAUUCAGGGAAGAUCGGGAACUGGAGCAUCUGGAUCUCAAUAAAUUAUUUGACAGAACAAUCCAAGUGCUAUAACACAAGCUGCUACUGGGAAUGUAAAUCUGAUUGGCUGGCUUAGAAUCUCAUUUUCUAAUUUAUAGCCCACAUAUUAUGAAUUGGGAUACUGUACAGCCAAUGGGUGUUUGGACAGGUUUUACCAUAAAUAAUUUUUUUCUUUCUUUAGACUAUCAGCACAACAGAUAAAAUAUGCAAAUAAGUUCUUCUGAAACACAAAGCUUAAACUUGAGAUGGGUACCAUGAUUCUCUAUUUUUUUCUCCUUUGGCAUUCAUUUAAGAGUUCCAGAGCUCCAGAACUACAAUUAGACCAAAGAAACUGCUGCAGACCAAAGAAACUGCCAAAGAGCAGAGAACCAGUCCAACAAUGGCUGGUCCCUACCUACUAGCACCUCCCAUAAGUUUUCAAAGGUCAUUUGUAUGGCCAUUACAAUAUCCAGAGGUCCCAGAUGAGGGAUCUUUUUCAACCACAGAGCAGUAGUCCUCAAACUUUGAAUUUUGGAGACCAGGAAAGAAAUUCUUAAUUGGAGCCCUACUAAGGUCACCUUUUUAGUUUACCAAUUAAAGAUGUGUAAAUUUUUUUCCCUUUUCACUCAUUUGUUAAUUUGUGACUAUCUAUUGAGCACAUACUAUCUGCUGCUACUGUAAAAGUAUGCCCUGGGAAUGCAAUGAAAAACAAAGCUAGAUGUAAUCUAUACCCUCAAAUACUUUAUGGGCUUGGUGGGGGAGACAGUUAUUGAUAAAUUAUACUAAUAGUUGUAAAAUUCACAUUGAGAUAGGGACUGUGAAGGAAAUAAAUAAAAUGGUUCUCUUAGAGCACGUAACACAUUAACUUUAUAUAGACAGAAAAGGUCAGGAAACUCUUCUUCUUUAAAACGUGCUGGGAGAGGGUUGCCUGGGUGGGUCAGUCAGUUGAGCAUCUGACUCUUGAUUUCAGCUCAGGUCAUGAGCUCAUGGUUUUUUGAGUUUGAGCCCCCACCUCCCCCCGCAUGUGGGGCUCUGCACUGGCAGCAUGGAGCCUGCUUGGAAUUUUCUCUUUUUCCCUUUCUCUCUGCCCCCAUUCAUGCUGUCUCGGUCUCUCACAAAACAAAUAAAUAAACUUUAAAAUUGUACUGGGAGGUUUGGAGGCAUCUUUGAGCUUGCUAAGUAGACACCAUAAGCAAAGCCUACCCUGUUGAGUUAAAAACAUUUAUGGACAAGAAAUUAUCAUUGAAAUUGAAUUGUGGCAGACAUUUCCAAGGAAUAUUGCAGGGGUUCAGUCCUUUUUUGAAUCUUGUGAUAGAUGAAUGUGUGCAGAUGGCAACUGUGGGCAACAGCACAAUAUGAGAAUGGUGUUAAUAUGAGGGAAUAGUGUCAUCAUGUUAGAAGCCUUGUAAUGAGUGUAAACAAUGAGUGUGUUCACCAGAAGAAAUAAGCUGCUUCUGAAUAUCCCCUCUCCAUAGCACCUGUUUUACUACAAUAUAAAAAUCAGGCCAUGUGCAUUUUCAUAUUGAACUUUUUUGUUAAAUAAACUUUUGUAAGAGUAAAAAAAAUAAAAUAAAAUAAACUUGUGCUUGGCUUCAGCAGGUCUCAGACUAUACAGGGCCUUGUAGCCCAUGAUGAGGAUUUUUAAUUUUAUGCCAAGAGUGAUGGAAAGUAAUUAUUAAAGAAUUUUAAGAGAGUCCUCUGAAUGCCACUGGACAAUGGAUUGGAGGGCAGGAAGAGUGGAAGGAGUGAGAUCAGGUGGAACAGAAUGUUGGUGCUAUAGAUAUGAUUAGUGUGACAGCCAUGUGAUGGUGAGUCGUUGGAUUUGAGGGAUAUUUUGGAACUGGAACUGCUAAAACUCAUUGAUAGAUGAGGGAUGAGGGAAGGAAGAGAGAGGUAUUGAGGAUGACUGAAUAUUCCUGGCUUGAGCAACUUGCCAUUUCCUAUACCAUUUACCGAGAUAGAAGGACCAAGAGAGGAACACAUAGAAGCAGAAAGGAUCCCUUUUUGGGCUUGUUAAGUUUAAGGUGCCUAUGAGAUAUCCAAAGCAGGCAGAUACAUGAAUCAGAAGUUUGGAGACGUAUUUUGCUGCUAGAUACACAUUUAGAAGUUGUCAGCAUAUCGAUGGUAUUAAAGUCAUGGGAGUAGAUAAGAUUUCAGAGAAAUGAACAUUAUGGAACUUAGAACAUUCUGAGACUUGAUACAGAAGGGAGAAUCUUCAGAGUAUCUUUCUAUGAAAAGGACGGCAUUUUAACACCCACAAAAUAGGAAGAACAUAAUAUCUGUUCUUUAAAUUAAGGACAUUUCAUUGCAUGAAAUCCUCCCUCCAUUGUCCUUACCAUUCCUAUUUUGCUUCAGAUCAGUCAGAAGUUCGUCAUGGAGCAGUCGUUGCAAACCACUGCCCUAGAGUUUCUGCGACUGCCUUGGGUGGGAAGGACCUCAUUUUGGUAGAACUUCUUAUCUGCACUCCCAGUUUCACUUGACUUCUUAGACUCUUCAGGCUUAAAAACACUUCUGGGGUUCGCACGCCUGCAUGGCUCAGUCGGUUAAGCAUCCCAGUUUGGCUCAAGUGAUGAUCUCACCACGUGUGAGUUCAAGCCCCACGUUGGGCCCUAUACUGACAGCUCAGAGCCUGGAGCCUGCUUCAGAUUCUGUGUCUCCCUCUCUCUUGGCCCCUCCCCUGUUUGCAGUCUGUCUCUCUCUCUCAAAAAUAAAUAAACAUUAAAAAAUUUUUAAUAAAUAAAUAAACACUUCUAGGGUUUCUAAACCAAAGUCGUCCACAGAGUGACUUAAGAUCCUACCAUAUGACAUCAGUUCCCUCCUAUCCUGAAAUGUAAAGUCAGUUACCUCCUACACACUUUGUGGCAUUCCUAAGUCAGAGGGCUACACUGUCAAUUGUAGUGUAGUUAUAUGUGUGCAUCAGGCUGAAUUAACACUUACAUAGCCAUCUCUUCCUCCUGUCCAUCAUAGUAUGGCACCCAUCCUGGUGUUCUUUGCUAGUGGACCUAGUAAGGGUUUCUGAAUUGUCUCAUCACAAUGUUCCAGACAGCCAUGAUCAAUCAGAUUGAAUGUGGAAAUUAUUGUAAUGAUACUACUAGCAAUAAUAACCAUGUAUUAUCAUACUUGUAACUAUUAUUACUAGUAAUAUUCUUAACACUUUGUGUCAUGCUCUGCACUAAGGGUUGUCCAAUCCUCAACUUAUGUAAGCCUUCACCACAACUUAGAAGGUUGGUUCCAUCUUACAGAUGAAGAGGCAGAGGCUGAAAGAUGGACUUCCCAGGUGUACAUCCCAGUAUUGUUUUUACAUUGUAUUAUAAUAACAUGCCAUUAUCUGCAAUGGUGGAAACUUGCUGGGACUCCAUACUUUUCCUCUUCAAACCCUCAGCACCUAAUAGUGCUUGGCACAUUUAAGGUGCUUGAUAAAUAUUGAAGAUGGUAUAUACUCUAUAGUGACAGAACCCUUUUGAAGGGUGGUGGUUGUGUCUUUGAUGAUUUAGAAUCUCUUGCAGCUUCUAGCAUAAUUCUCAAUAAAUAUUUGGAAGGUUGAAUACGUGGGUUUAAAAUGGGCCGAAAAACUCCUGGAAACUAAGAAGGUUCUGACGGUGCUGCUGGUGGAGGGAUUACCACCGAAGGAGGAUUACGAAGAUGCAUCACCUAAUAUGCUGUGGCGGCAACUGUGGGUCUGAUUCUUACUGAAGCAUUCUUAUUCAUGACCUGGGUGGGGAAAAGGAAGAAGCUGCUCAUUUUUGGAAUUCACUAAUAAUUUCAAUUUGGAAAGUAUCGUGAGCAGCUCAGGCAAUAGAAAUAAAAGGCAAACAACCUGGGAGACUUGAGGUAUGUCGGCUGGGAAUAGUAACUUUGUGAGCAUUUGAAAAAGGCAAGGCAGUGCAUUCACCUGGGGGAAGGGAAUCCAAACACAGAGCUGUUCUCAGGGAAGCAGACGCCAGAGCACAGCGAUGCCAAAGUAGGCCCAGGGGGCAUAGUGGUCUGCAAAUUAAAUUCAGGCCAGCCAGGCAGUCUGGCAGAAUGAAAGGGAAGGCCAGGUUGAGGCUGCCUGUGCAGAAGGGCACGGAGUAACAGUUCCUCUGUGGACACUUGGAGCUGGGCAGCACCUGGCACCACACGCUCUCUUCCCACCACCUCAUUACUGGGGAAGCUCAGGCAAUUUGGAAGAAGAGCAGAGAAUAGCAAAAAGAGUGAAUGAAUUCAGGAAAGGACGUGGAUGAAAGAUCAAAAGAAUUAGAUAGCUGUAGUUUAGUUGCGGAAAGCUAAAGGGAGGAGGAAGGAAAGGCCUGGAAACUCAAAUAUCCAAGUCUACUCUGAAAUAACCAACUGGAAACUUGCAGAAUACCCAUCAAAUUGAGACCUUUCAGAUGAAAAUGGACAUUUUCUUCCAAGCCAUGGGCUUCUUGCCUGAACUGGCAAUCUGCCUACCCAGGUGCUCAGUAAAUACUGUCUUGUAAAAUAACCUUCCUUUGCCAGAAGAGUAUAAGAUCCGGGAAAUAGACCAAUAGGAAGCACAUUAGAAAAUCAGCCAACCCUUUCCACCCUUUCCUUAGUGCCCAGUGAGGACAGGAUUAAAGGAACUAGAUUUCUGUUGUGUUUUUCAAGUCAGACUCUUUUCAACAAUGAAGUUGCCUCUUCCCAUUCAGAUAAAUACAGAGCAAAAUAGAAACCUCUGGAGCACAGGGAAUGCCUAAGACACGGUUGGCUAGCCUUUGGUUAAAUCCUAUCAUUGCAAUUUCCUUUAUGUCAAGGGGACUGGGGGGAUGCUAAUUUUUUCCCCUCCCAGGCGGUGGAGGAGGUGGGUAGUGAAAGCUGUACCUCUGAACUAAAGGUGGACUUGGCGGAGUUCAGUUUUAAAAAUCCAAGUAGAUGGAUUAGGGGUUCUUUGUUUUAUAGAAAGAAGUCUCUGAAAACAGCAACUACCUGGCUGCUAUUGAGUCUUUGUUUUCAGUCCAACUCCACUGUUCUUAACCUGGAGCCCAAGAUAGUCAAGUAUUUAGAUUCCCAGCCAGUUGCAAAGCAAUCACACACCUGUUAUUAAGCUCCAGCAUCAGUGGGCUUCUUGUGCUCCUCAAACAUGCCAACCCUCUGAAACCUACUGUUUCCCUCUCUGCUGGGCUUGCUUACCUACCCACUUCCUUGUCCCAUUCCUGCUUUCUGCAGGGCUGGCUCCCUCUCAUUCCUCUCUUCUCAACUUAAAUAUCGCCUCUUUUAGAAGGUAUCUUUUUGGAGUGAUUUUGCCUCCAAAUAAGAGGAAAUCUUGUUAAUAGAGGCUCCAGCCAGUAGGAGCUAAAAAGAAGUUCAGAGUAAACAGUCCGUCCAAACCAUGGCUCAGCUCUGACUUCAGGGACCCAGGAGCCCAUUACUGUGCUCCACCCCUCACCACAUAUGGCUCCCAUCUGCAUCAUAUCAAGAUGUCUGGUCCAUCCCCAGCAUCACAUCCAUGCUGCAGACAGAAUAAUAUACUAGGAGUAAAGGAGGGUGAAAGGCUUUUUUUCUAGUGAUGCUCUUUUUGUGCAGAAAGGGCCACUGGCUCCAGAGACCCCUAUGUCUAAUUAGUUAGAACUGUGCCACGUGCAAAAGAGUCUGGGAAAUCAAUAUUAGCUUCCCAACCUCUGUAGUAGAACAAGGCCAGGAAGAAGGGGGCACGUGGAUAACUUUCAGGUAGCCAAACUUCAGUGACUGCCAUGGUAUUUGCCCUGGCCCUGCUUGGUUAUUCUGUCUCAUAAUUCCCUGCUUCUCUUCAUGGCAUUUCUCAUAGUUUGUAGAUGUACAUUUGUAAUCCCACUGGAAUGUGAUACAUAUCCUUUCUAUGCCUGGCUGUUUUACCAUUCUAUCACCAGAAUCUAGCUUUGUGCCUGACAAAUGGAAGGCACUUAAUAAAUAUCACUUAAUUCAGAGGCUAGUUGGCUGUUAGAAGAAAAGAGAAGCUACCUCUGAAAUCAUCAUGUAAUCACAACCUCCCAGGAAACUAGGAUUCUGGCUGUCAACAUUUGAUUUUCACACAGAUCCUUUUUUAUUUAUUAAAAAAUAUUUC
Molecule: messenger RNA, 7009 nt
Organism: Neofelis nebulosa (Clouded leopard)
Lineage: Eukaryota; Metazoa; Chordata; Mammalia; Carnivora; Felidae
Gene: ST6GALNAC3
Product: ST6 N-acetylgalactosaminide alpha-2,6-sialyltransferase 3
Exons: 4
Coding region: 165-941 (258 amino acids)
Biological process (GO): ganglioside biosynthetic process; oligosaccharide metabolic process
Molecular function (GO): alpha-N-acetylgalactosaminide alpha-2,6-sialyltransferase activity
Source: RefSeq, a predicted model, not a curated record